UGCAUCAUUUAUAAAAAAUCAACUGGGAACUCUUCCACCCCAAAAAUGGAAGCACUGAGUUUUUAAUGAUAGGCAAAUCUGGUGUUGGGCUUAGCCUAGUCGCUAGGACGCCAAUAUGAUAUAUAUGUACGAUGACUAGCCGCACGCGUGUGGCUCAAAUAAUCUGACGAUGUACUAAUAUACCAAGACCUGGUAUUUACGCUAGUACAUUGCUAUGUCAGGUGUCAGCUUCACUGGUGGAGGCAGUAUGAUGACGAGCUCAGCUUGAGUGCCAUUGACAUAAUGGGUGUUUUUGAGUCCGGAUGUGUAGGUGCAAAAUCAGCACAAGUUGAGGCUUACUUCAAUAUCGCUCUCGUUGCACCUUGCUCCAAAUUUGGAGAAGUGUGGAGUAAAAAUUUCGUUAACGAACAGUGGCCUUGUGUUACACUGUUGUUUCAAUGCAUCAUUCUCGGUGAGGAGGAACACAAGAACAAGAUUUCAAAUGGCAAGUGUAACAGAUCACUUCGGGAACAAGAUUUUCACUCUCCAUUUCUCCAGGUUGGUUACCAGGUAGUUGCCAUCAACUACGAUGGCGGUGAACUCAAGGGAAAGAAGGGGAAAGAACCUCCAAUAAAAUCCCCAGCUGAGGUUGUGCUAGAUGAAAAGAACAUGACAGAACUGAAGAAAACAACUGGGAAAUCUUUUCGUCAGCUGUCCAGGUUCACUACAGUAAUAAAUGACCCAGCCCAAACCCACAAACUGACAUCACCUGAAAUACAAGCCUAUGAUUUGCUGGCUGUUGUUCCGACAUCUGAAAAGACAUUUCAUCUGGCCUGUGGUACUCUUGAAGUAGAUAUCAUAUCGUUGGAUUUAACUGAGAAGCUUCCAUUCCUUUUCCGGAGACCCUCUAUAAGCUUGGCAAUUGAAAGAGGGAUCCACUUUGAAAUCAUCUAUAGUCCAUGUAUUAUGGACAGCACAUGUAGAAGAAAUACAAUAUCCAAUGCUCUUGCAUUAAUGACUAUAUGCAAGGGAAAGAAUAUCAUCAUAAGCAGUGGAUGUAAAAAGGGCAUUGCAUUACGAGGUCCAUAUGAUGUGGCUAAUCUGGGUCUUUUGUUUGGUUUAACACAAGCUCAAGCCAAGGAUGCAUUAUCUAAGAACUGUCGAGCUGUUCUUUUUCAUGCAGAGUCAAGGAAAGCAGAAAAGUCAACCAUAUCUGUAGUCAAAGCUUCAACACUUCCCUUGAAAUCUAAAGUUUUCCCAGAAGUUGAUGACUCUGAACCAGAGUGUAAAAAGAGCAAGAUAGGGGUUACACUCUGAGAAUAGCAAUAUUUCAUUAUACCUUAAGGCUUUACCUGGUGCUCAACGGAGGGAAAAAAACAUCAAGUCAGAGUGGAAAACACAGCGUGAAUAAACAGAUUGGUCUGAGUGUCAUAUCUGGUGUCUUCAGUGGUAUGACCAUGGCUCCAGUCAGAUAACUUAUGGGAUUUACUAUGUUGUAAUAUAACUACCCUAAUUAUUCCCGUUUUAGGACAGAUAUUAGUACUACUGCUGAAAAGCAAAGGGUUACAUUUCUCUCUCAGUUUUAUGGAAAAGUAAAGACAUGAAUAUGUUGUUCAGUAGAUGGACUAACCAUGUGAAAAAAAAAAGAACUUAAAUAUUCCUGCCACAAUUACAUGUAUAUAGACUGAAAAUAGCAGAGAAGGUGACCCAGAAAUUAGAAGAAUUAGGGUAUAUUAAAAUGAAUGAUCAUCUGUUCGGUUGAUCUUCACAGACCAGCUGUGCUGUUGAUGCUUACAGUAAAGGGCUGCAGCAUCUUCUGUUGUUUGGUCUUGUUUUUCUUUCUUUAUUGUAUACAUGUAAAAAAUUCUGUACUGAUGUACCUUCCUCACCUAUUAUAAAGUAAGAUUUCAGAGAGAGAUCUGAUUUUUCACAUAUUAUUUGUUGAUGACACACUAUAGGAUAAACUGUCUUCUGUUGGCUCUUGCUUUGAGGUUGUGUAUUUACGUACAUACGUGAAUUUAAUUUUACACUAGCAUGACAAAUUAAGACUACCUUGUGCUAGGUUCUUUUGAUGUCAGACAUGUAAAUAGUGUCAUGCCAAAUUGUAACUUAAUACAGGUAUAUACUGUAUAUUUCAGACAUAGUGUUUAUUGUUGAGUAGUUCCAAGACUAAGACUUUUAGGGUUGUCAACUGUACCUUCUGAUUGAUAUUUGCAGUCACAAGAAGAAUGGGUCUGGAAAAGGUUUCCAUAUUGAUACAGAGGUUAUAUCUUGAUCUUGUUAAGUUUUUCUG
Messenger RNA from Liolophura sinensis, 2272 nucleotides. RefSeq names its product ribonuclease P protein subunit p30-like. The transcript is spliced from 11 exons. Gene Ontology annotation, biological process: tRNA processing. Bases 283 to 1296 code for a protein of 337 amino acids. Gene Ontology annotation, molecular function: RNA binding. The record is from RefSeq and is a predicted model, not a curated record. Gene Ontology annotation, cellular component: nucleolar ribonuclease P complex. Lineage: Eukaryota; Metazoa; Mollusca; Polyplacophora; Chitonida; Chitonidae.